UCUCCCCAUCCUCCUCUUUCUCCUCCUCCUCCUCCGCUGCAGCCUUGACUCUGACACAGCCGGCAUGACUGCAAACUGAGUGCUGCUUGCACAAAGAGGGGCACAUUGCUUCGCUUGAGACGCGUAAAUCGCUCGUUUUGUUUCUUCCCGGCGAGGAGACGAAGGAAGACGGCUGAUUCAAGGAGCGCCAAGGAAAGGGGGGAGCAUAGAAAAAGCAGGUCUGUCCUCGAUAACGUCGACAACUGAGGGAAGGGAACGCAGAACUGCCUCAUCAUGAAUUUUAUAAUGAAAGCUGCGCUGGGAGGAGGCCCCCCUGAUGUGGGCAAGAUGCUGGGCGGGGAGGAGAAGGAGGAGGACCCCGAUGCAGCAAAGAAAGAGGAGGAGCGACAGGAAGCGCUGAGGCAGCAGGAGGAGGAGAGGAAGGCCAAAUACGCCAAGAUGGAGGCUGAGAGGGAACAGAUGAGGCAAGGCAUCAGGGAUAAGUACGGGUUGAAGAAGAAGGAGGAGGCCGAGGCUGAGGCAGCGGCUGCUGCGGAGGAGCCCGCAGCCGGCAGCUUGACCCGACCCAAGAAAGCCGUGCCGGCCGGUUGUGGGGAUGAGGAGGAAGAAGAAAGCAUCAUGGACACAGUGAUGAAAUACCUGCCAGGCCCUCUGCAAGACAUGCUAAAGAAGUAGCUUAGCCAGCUAACUAAAGCUAACACUGUCUGGCUGAAUUUGCAGGCUACAUUCACAAGGUUGGCUUGAAUCGGGUUUUUAUUGUCAACGUAGAUCCAACGUAGAAAUUAGAGGAGUGUUACGGUGUCAAAUCACAAUUUUGUAGUAGGGAAACUUCUCAGAUGUGAACAAACAGACGACACUGACUCAACAACCGGGUUAAUGUUAGCUGGAUUGAUGUUAGCUUCAGCCAUGUUAGAUUUCAAAGCUAACAACACGUGGAGGGCUAAAGUCACAUUUCAGAUGGGUUACCCUUCUAGUUUGAGACAUUUUGAACUUUUUGUUUUCUCCUCUGCGUUAGCUGCAGUAUGGAAAAAUAUAUCUGUCCACCACCUUCACUCAGUUUGUACAUAAAAAAAAAAUAAAAAAAUGUAACGCAUACCAUCAAGGUGGGCAAAACAAUCAUAUAUAUCACAUAUAAAAGAAUACAUGAGUGGCUAUUUAAAAGAAAAAAAAAAAAAAAAAGAAAACAUGUAUCUGGAUAAGCCAUAUUUUAAGAACAAUUUAAAGACUACUGUUGUGUGUUCCUAAAGUUUAUGUUACGUGUGUUCUGUCUGAUAUUUAUGUAAAACCUUUUGCACACAGUGUUACACGUAAUCUGUAAAACCUUUUCGUCUGUCUUCCAGACACACUCCCUCAAAGCGCAACGCGCUCAUGUUGUACGGUGUUCAGAAAUGUUUCUACUUCCUUGCUCAGUGUCAUGUCCUGCAUGCCAUUUGUCUGGAGAGUUUGUUGUGUCGGUAUGUAUUAAAAUCCACCUGAUUGCUG
Molecule: messenger RNA, 1482 nt
Organism: Poecilia latipinna (sailfin molly)
Lineage: Eukaryota; Metazoa; Chordata; Actinopteri; Cyprinodontiformes; Poeciliidae
Gene: cplx2a
Product: complexin 2a
Exons: 4
Coding region: 274-675 (133 amino acids)
Biological process (GO): synaptic vesicle exocytosis; regulation of neurotransmitter secretion; neurotransmitter transport
Cellular component (GO): SNARE complex; terminal bouton
Molecular function (GO): syntaxin binding
Source: RefSeq, a predicted model, not a curated record